Coccomyxa subellipsoidea C-169 is the source of this 911-nucleotide messenger RNA. RefSeq lists its product as hypothetical. The record is from RefSeq and is a predicted model, not a curated record. NCBI's taxonomy places the organism in Eukaryota, Viridiplantae, Chlorophyta, Trebouxiophyceae, Coccomyxaceae. The transcript has 4 exons. Bases 169 to 540 code for a protein of 123 amino acids.
CUGACCUUCUUGUUGCCUAGUACAAGAAAGUGGAACAAGGUGGUAAAGACUGUGUUAUUGCCAGAAAAUUGUGUGAGGUCCCCCUUUUCCUGAAGGUCUCCAUACCAUCGCCACUCUGAGCAGUGCACAAGGAAGCCACAGUACAUUAUCAGAUAAGACUAGCAAGUCAUGGAAGAUGACAGUGCGGCCGUGCUGAAAAAGAUAAUGGAUGAGGGGAUUUUUGACGAUCUCAGAAAAACAGUGAUCGCACACUUGAAAAAGAAUGAAGCCCUCCAGAGAUUCACAGAAGACAGGGUGCUGAACAGUAAGACGCUCCAGGGGGAGAGUGCGAGGACAAUGGACAAGAGUGCGCUGUUUGGCAAGCUGCGAAAGGAGCUGGAGAACUCAGUCCUAGACCAGGCGCUACAGGCUACCUGGGAAAUCCUGGCAGACAAGGAGAUUGGGAUGCCAGAGCUGAUAGAGACAAAGGUGCAUGAAACCCUCUGCGAACUGCACGAGGAGAGAGCUGCUGCGCGGAUGGUGCCAAAAUAUGAAGGUUGAGGGAUGAGAGAAGUACUGCCGUGUACAGUAGUGUGUGUUUAUAGGCAGCCCCAUAUACUCCUGCCAAAGUUUGAGCUGGCAGCUUAAGCUUUGCACUGCGCUUUAUGCACUUUGAGACUGCGUAGAUCUGGAGGUGAUGUGCAGCCGCCUCCGUUGGGUAUAAGUGAGCAAGUUUGAGCAAGUGAAGAGUGCAUGCUAUGAGCUGAUCAUGCUGAGCUCCAAUGUGCAUAAAAUCCUUAUAAGUGUCCUGAUGGCAAGCUAGCAGGAAGCUUCUUUGUGCGCGGUUGCAACAACACCAAAUAAAGCACUUGCCCAUUGAAGCCCUGCAGGCCAGCUGGAAAUUCUAGAAGCACUUUUGUAAUCUACAAAGC